AUGGGCUCGGUGCACGCCUCCGGCACCGCGGACAUCACCGUUGCCAGCCUGCAAAGCAUUACCUCGGGCGACCGCCUAGGCAAGUUCGACCCGCGGCGCUUCAAGCUUAUCCUCGUUGACGAGGCACACCAUAUCGUUGCACCGGGCUAUAUGCGUGUCCUCCGCCACUUCGGGCUUGAUACAAAGCGCGCCGACUCCCCGGCUCUGGUCGGCGUGUCCGCCACCUUUUCCCGGUUCGACGGGUUGAAGUUGGGGGCCGCCAUCGACCAAAUCGUCUACCAUAAGGACUACGUUGAUAUGAUCGGCGACAAGUGGCUAUCUGACGUGGUCUUCACGACCGUAGAUUCGUCGGCCGAUAUAUCCAAGGUCAAGAACGGCGUCAACGGGGACUUUCGGCCAGGGGAUCUUUCCCGUGCCGUCAACACGGAUCAAGUCAAUGAGAUCACCGUUCGGAGCUGGUUGGCCAAGGCGUCGGGCCGGAAGUCUACCCUUGUGUUUUGUGUCGACCUCGCACACGUCGGCGGGCUGACGCAGGCGUUCAGGAAGCACGGCUACGAUGCCAGGUUCGUAACGGGUGACACGCCCAAAGUAGAGAGAAGCGAGAUCCUCGAAGCGUUCCGGAAGGGUGAGUUUCCCGUACUUGUCAACUGCGGGGUCUUCACCGAGGGCACCGACAUCCCCAACAUCGACUGCGUGGUCCUCGCCCGGCCGACGCGAUCCAGGAACUUGCUAGUCCAGAUGAUUGGGAGAGGGAUGAGGCUUCAUAAAGGAAAGACCGAUUGCCAUGUCAUCGACAUGGUAUCGAGCCUGGAGACCGGCAUCGUCACCACGCCGACGCUGUUCGGUCUCGACCCCCAUGAGCUCGUCGACAAGGCAUCGGCGGCGGAUCUGAACGAGAUCAAAGACCGGAAAGAGGCGGAGCGUCUCCGGCAGCAGCACGCCUACUCCGACGCCCCGGAUCCUCAACCUGCCACCGCGUCCGCUUGUUCGGUUACUUUCACCGACUACGGCUCCGUUUUCGAUCUUAUCGAGGACACCUCAGGCGAGAAACAUAUCCGGGCCAUCAGUCAGUACGCCUGGGUACAGGUCGGCGCUGACAAAUACGUCCUCUGCGCCCCGAAUGGAUCCUUCAUCCGUCUGUCCAAGAUGGAAACGGACGCCACCGAAACCCAGGCGCAACAACAACCUCCCCUCUGGGUCACCGUCGAAGUCCGCGCACUGCCCGCAGGCGUCGCCAAAUCACCCUAUGCCGCGCCUCGCGAGCUCCUCAGGGCGACCACCUUCGCCGAUGCCGUCCACGGCAGCGACAAGUACGCCUCCGAGACCUUCCCGCAUGUCUUCAUCCACCGGUACCAGCGGUGGCGGAAAGGCCCGCCCACGCCCGGCCAGCUCGAGUUCCUCAACAAGCUGCGCCCCAAGGAGGAGCCCCUUACGGCCGAUGACAUAGACAAGGGGAAAGCGACGGACAUGAUUACCAAGAUCAAGCACGGGGCCAAGGGCCGAUUCGCGGGCAUCAUGACGGAGAAGAGAAAGGCUCAGCGGCAGCAUCACAAGAUUGCCCAGUAUGAGGCGCGAGCGCGGCAGGAAAAGGUAUCUGUCGGCCCCCUUGCCUUCUAG
This is a messenger RNA of Colletotrichum graminicola M1.001, 1617 nucleotides long. RefSeq lists its product as uncharacterized. NCBI's taxonomy places the organism in Eukaryota, Fungi, Ascomycota, Sordariomycetes, Glomerellales, Glomerellaceae. The record is from RefSeq and is a predicted model, not a curated record. Gene Ontology annotation, molecular function: DNA binding; ATP binding; hydrolase activity. Bases 1 to 1617 code for a protein of 538 amino acids. The transcript has a single exon.